Chelonoidis abingdonii (Abingdon island giant tortoise) is the source of this 1008-nucleotide messenger RNA. RefSeq names its product cathepsin K-like. Lineage: Eukaryota; Metazoa; Chordata; Testudines; Testudinidae. Gene Ontology annotation, molecular function: cysteine-type peptidase activity. Gene Ontology annotation, biological process: proteolysis. The record is from RefSeq and is a predicted model, not a curated record.
AUGCUGACACUGGGCAGUGUUUUACUGCUUAUGGUAGCAGCAUCUGUUGCCAACAUAGGCAAGGAUCCUACCCUUGAUUCAGACUGGGAACGCUGGAAGGCAAUCUACCAAAAGCAGUACAGCAGUGAGGAGGAAGAGCUUUCCAGGCGCUUGAUCUGGGAAAAAACCUUGAAAAUCAUUACAGUUCAUAACUUGGAAGAGUCAAUGGGAAAGCAUUCAUACACAAUGGCUAUGAAUGGCUUUGCAGACAUGACAUCUGAGGAAGUAACGGCUACAAUGACAGGGCUCAGGGUAUCCAACUCAGAAAUGGAUAACCUCACAGCUGAUUGGCCUCAAGAAAGUAUUCAGGAUCAGGCCCCAGACUGCAUAGAUUGGAGGAAGAGCGGUUAUGUCACCAAUGUAAAGAACCAGGGAUCUUGUGGUUCUUGCUGGGCUUUCAGUGCUGUGGGGGCCUUGGAAGGACAACUGAAGAAGAAAACAGGGCGUUUGGUGUCACUUAGUCCCCAGAACCUAGUAGACUGCUCUUGGAAAUAUGGCAACCAUGGUUGCCAUGGAGGCUUUAUGACUGGAGCUUUCAGAUAUGUUAUAAACAACCGCGGCAUUGACUCAGAAACGUCGUACCCAUAUGAAGGUCGGGACAAUAAUUGCCGUUAUAAAACUUCUGGACGGGCUGCCACCUCUGUCAGCUAUAAAAAAAUACCUGAAGGAAGUGAAACUUAUCUUGAAAGAGCAGUGGCUUCAGUGGGACCAAUAUCUAUUGGUAUAGAUGCAAGUUUGAGAUCCUUCCAGCAUUACCAUAGUGGUGUGUACUAUGACUCAGAAUGCAGUUCUUCACAUAUAAACCAUGCCGUUCUUGUUGUGGGAUAUUGUGUGGACAAAGGUGUGCCAUAUUGGCUUGUCAAAAACAGCUGGGGAACCAGAUGGGGUGAUCACGGUUAUAUCCGGAUGGCAAAAAACAGAGGCAACCUUUGCGGAAUAGCUUCAUUUGCCAGCUACCCACUGAUGUGA